AUGGUGAUGGAGGUGGUAACCGGUGUCAUGGGAAGACUACUUCCCAAGCUGGUCGAGCUGGUCGCGGGUGAGUACAAGCUACAGAAGGGCGUCAAGGAAGACGUUGAGUCCCUUAAGAAAGAGAUGGAGAGCAUGCACACUGCCCUUACAGAGGUGGCGGAGGUGCCAAGGGACAGCCUUAAUCGGCAGGUCAAGAUCUGGGCAGAUGAACUGAGGGAGCUGUCGUACGACAUGGAGGAUGUCGUUGACAACUUUCUGCUGUACGUCGAGGGAUCUGAUCCAGCAGCCAACUCGAACAAGCUCAAAUGCCUAAUGGAGAUGAUGACCGGCUAUUUCACCAAAGCCAGCGGCCGCCAUCAGAUCGCCAAUGACAUUAAGGCUCUCAAGAAACUUGCCGAAGAGGUGGCUGCCCGGCGUGCCAGAUGCCAAGUCGGCGGUGUUGUUGUCAAUCCAGCUAACAAAUCCAAGGUUGACCCUCGUAUGCUGGCUUUGUACAAGGAUCAGCAAGAGCUCGUUGGCAUUGAAGCCGCUCGGAUUGAGCUAACCAAGAGGCUGGCACUUGGUGAUGGGAAUGUGUCAAAUCAGCAGCUCAAGAUAGUCUCUAUUGUCGGACCUGGAGGACUCGGCAAGACAACUCUUGCCAGGGCAGUGUACGACAGUCUUCAAACGCAAUAUGUUCACAAAGCUUUUGUUCCGGUGGGUCGAAAUCCUGAAGUGAGCAAAGUUCUCAAGGACAUCCUCUUGGAACUGCGCGUGCGUACCAGCGAUGUAGCCACACUGGAUGAAAGACAACUUGUCGAAAAACUCCGAGAACAACUUCAGAAUGUCAGGUACUUCAUCGUUAUCGAUGACAUAUGGGAUUUGGAAUCAUGGGGAACAAUCAAAUGUGCUUUGUUGGACAACAAUCGUGGAAGUCGAGUAAUCACAACAACUCGCAUUCACGAAGUAGCAGCAAACACGGGUGAUGUCUACAAGCUAGAACCACUUUCUCAUGAUUUGUCUAAAGAACUAUUCUAUAAAAGAUUAUUUGGUGGUAAAGAGAACUGCCCUGAUGAUCUACCUUCUGAGUUAUCUAAAAAAAUUCUACAGAAAUGUGGUGGUGUGCCGCUCGCUAUCAUUGCAAUAGCUAGUUUGUUGGUUGGUAAAAGAGUGGAGGAUUGGUCUAUGGUAUACACCUCUAUUGGUUUUGGAUAUGGAGAUACUAGAGAUAUUGAUGACAUGAGAAGGAUAUUACUAUUUAGCUAUGAUGAUCUACCUUGUUAUCUAAGGCCUUGUCUAUUGCAUCUGAGCAUAUUUGCAGAGGACGCUUUGAUCAUGAAAGAGACAUUGAUAUGGAUGUGGGUGGCCGAAGGCUUUGUCAGUGAAGAGCGAGGGAGAGGGUUAUUUGAGAUUGGAGAGGGAUACUUUAGUGCUCUGGUGAAUAGAAGCCUGAUCCUGCCUGUGGAGAAGAAAGGAAAGAAUGUCAUAUAUGCUUGCCGUGUUCAUGAUAUGGUACUUGAUACAAUUUGUUGGUUAUCGAAGGAAGAAAAUUUUGUUACCAUAGUGGAUGGUAAUGGGAAAUACUCAUCUUCAGAAAGCAAUGUUCGUAGGUUGGCUGUCCAAACAAGAGAGGAAGAGCAGGGCAACCAUUUGGCCAACACAAGCAUGCCAAAAUUAAGGUCAUGUUAUGCCAGCAUCUGUCAUAAAAGUAUGAUGCCACCACUUUUGAGCUUUCAAGUGUUACGUGUUCUAGACAUGAAAAACUGCAUAUUUCUGGAAAACUGUCAUCUUAAGCAUCUUGGAAGGUUACACCAAUUGAGAUACUUGAGUCUGGAGAACACAAAAAUCGAUAUAGGAGAUUUAAAGUUUCUGCAGACACUAGACUUGAGGAACUCCUGGAUACAAGAAUUGCCUCAGGGUACUAGUUUGCUAAGGCAACUUAAGUGCCUGCGUGUUGACAGCAAGCGCUUGCGCAAUCAUAGAAUUGAACAUUUUGGUAUAGAAGUGACGAAUUGGAUAGGGAACCUGAUAACCCUUGAGGAGCUAUCUUUGAAAAUUAGUGGCGAAAUUUCUACCUUCGUUGAAGAACUCGGUAAGCUGACAGAGCUGAGGGUGCUGGACUGUCAUUUAAGGGGAAGUCUGGAUGAUUGUUCUAAGAAAACUUUGGUGGGUUCUGUAUGCAAACUUAAGAAAAUCCAAGUCCUACAUCUUGAGGGCCUCUACGAGUGGUCUGAAAUGGAGGCAGAUACCUACUGGGCAGGCUACAGGCCCCCUCGGGAACUCCGUGUUCUGUCAAUGUCGUGCACUUUCAGUAGGCUUCCGGCGUGGAUUAAUUUCUCGCUGUUGCCGAACCUCUCCAAACUAAAAAUGGAUCUGUGGCAUUUUGAGGAGCCGGAUGUGGUCAAGCUGGGGGGCUUGCCAAAGCUUUGUCACGUGGGAAGUUUGUGGAUAGACCCAUACAUUGAGUUCCCUGAUGGCGCGUUCCCCAAGUUGAGGUACUGCGGGAUACAUGCACCUUUCUGGUUUCUGCCGGGAAGCAUGCGGAGCCUUGAAUACAUUUCGGUCAGCACAAGCGCCAUUGAUUGUAGUUCAUUUAUUGGUACCCUGGUGAACCUCCCUUCCUCCGGUGGGUCACUGCUAAUAUCGACUGCCAUGGUGCACGUGCUGCUGAUGUGGAGAAGAUGGAGGCAGCUGUGA
Molecule: messenger RNA, 2676 nt
Organism: Triticum turgidum subsp. durum (durum wheat)
Lineage: Eukaryota; Viridiplantae; Streptophyta; Magnoliopsida; Poales; Poaceae
Source: the annotation of a GenBank genome assembly